AUGGCGGCAGAAGCAGCUGGUGGAAAGUACAGAAGCACUGUCAGCAAAAGCAAAGACCCCUCGGGGCUGCUCAUCUCUGUGAUCAGGACUCUAUCUACCAGUGAUGACGUGGAAGACCGAGAAAAUGAGAAGGGCCGCCUUGAGGAAGCCUAUGAGAAGUGUGACCGUGACCUGGACGAACUGAUUGUACAGCACUACACGGAGCUGACGACGGCCAUCCGCACGUACCAGAGCAUCACGGAGCGCAUCACCACCUCCCGCAACAAGAUCAAGCAGGUCAAAGAGAAUCUGCUGUCGUGCAAAAUGCUGCUACACUGCAAGAGAGAUGAGCUGCGGAAACUGUGGAUUGAAGGCAUCGAGCACAAGCACGUCCUCACCCUGCUGGAUGAGAUUGAGAAUAUCAAGCAGGUGCCUCAAAAACUGGAGCAGUGCAUGGCCAGCAAGCACUACCUCAGCGCCACCGACAUGCUGGUGUCAGCUGUGGAGUAUUUGGAGGGCCCCCUGCUCCAGGUGGAAGGCCUCAGUGACCUCCGGCUGGAGCUGCACAGCAAGAAGAUGAACUUGCACCUGGUGCUCAUCGAUGAGCUGCACCGGCACCUGUACAUCAAGUCCACCGGGCGGGUGGUGCAGCGGAACAAGGAGAAGGGGAGAUUGAGCUCCCUUGUGAAAGAUGCUUCUCCGGGGCCUCUCAUUGAUGUUACAAACCUUUCAACGCCUCGCAAAUUCCUCGAAACCUCGCAGUUUUCUACUCCUGGAAGCUCAAGUGUGAGGGAGAUCAACCUGCAGGAGAUCAAGGAGGAUUUGGAGCUGGACCCCGAGGAGAACAGUAGCCUGUUCAUGGGCAUCCUGAUCAAGGCGCUGGCCAAGCUGAGGAAGAUUCCCGAGACAGUGAAGGCCAUCACAGAGCGCUUAGAACAGGAGCUGAAGCAGAUUGUGAAGCGGUCUACGACCCAGGUUGCCGACAGUGCCUACCAGAGGGGAGAGGGCCUCACAGGCGAGAACCAGCCAAGGCUGCUCCUUGAACUGCUGGAAUUGCUGUUUGACAAGUUCAACGCGGUGGCCACUGCGCACUCCGUGGUCCUGGGCUACCUGCAGCAGACCGUGGGGCCUUUCCUGACUCAGCAGGAGGAGGUCAAACUGUAUGACAUGGCGGACGUGUGGAUGAAGAUCCAAGACGUGCUGCAGAUGCUUUUGACGGAGUACUUGGACAUGAAAAAUACGCGGGCGGCCUCUGAACCAUCAGCACAGCUGAGUUACGCCAGCACUGGGCGUGAGUUUGCAGCGUUUUUUGCCAAGAAGAAACCUCAAAGGCCAAAAAAUUCCCUUUUCAAGUUCGAAUUCUCCUCCCACGCCAUCAGCAUGAGCGCCUACCUGCGGGAGCAGCGGCGGGAGCUGUACAGCCGGAGUGGAGAGCUGCAAGGAGGCCCUGAUGACAACUUAAUUGAAGGUGGAGGAACAAAAUUUGUGUGCAAACCUGGCGCCAGAAACAUUACCGUUAUAUUCCACCCAUUACUAAGAUUUAUCCAGGAGAUCGAGCAUGCCCUUGGACUUGGCCCCGCCAAACAGUGCCCUCUUCGUGAAUUCCUCACCGUGUACAUCAAAAACAUCUUCCUCAACCAGGUCUUGGCCGAGAUCAACAAGGAGAUCGAAGGAGUCACCAAGACCUCUGACCCUUUGAAGAUCCUCGCUAACGCCGACACCAUGAAGGUGCUAGGAGUACAGCGGCCCCUCCUCCAGAGCACCAUCAUCGUGGAGAAGACUGUGCAGGACCUCAUGAACUUGAUGCAUGACCUGAGUGCGUACUCGGACCAGUUCCUCAACAUGGUGUGCGUGAAGCUCCAGGAGUACAAGGACACCUGCUCUACAGCCUACAGGGGCAUCGUGCAGUCAGAAGAAAAGCUGGUCAUCAGUGCCUCGUGGGCAAAAGAUGAUGAUAUCAGCCGACUCCUGAAAUCUCUCCCAAACUGGGUUAAUACGGCUCAGCCCAAGCAGCUUCGGCCAAAGAGAGAAGAGGAGGAAGAUUUCAUAAGGACGGCCUUUGGCAAGGAAUCUGAAGUUCUUAUUGGGAACCUGGGUGAUAAACUGAUCCCCCCACAGGACAUCCUGCGAGAUGUCAGCGACCUGAAAGCCUUAGCCAACAUGCACGAGAGCCUGGAGUGGUUGGCAGGCCGAACCAAGUCCGCUUUCUCCAACCUCUCUUUGUCACAGACGCUGUCGCCUGGCCAGGAGGGACACGUGAACAUGGACCUGCCGCCCGUGUCGGAGCAGAUCCUGCAGACCCUGAACGAGCUCGCCACGGCUUUCCAGGACAUGGCCGACCGCUGCCUGCUGGUCCUGCAUCUGGAAGUCAGAGUUCACUGUUUCCACUACCUCAUCUCUCUGGCAAAGGAAGGAAACUAUGCAAUCGUUGCUAAUGUGGAAAGUAUGGACUAUGACCCUCUGGUGGUGAAACUCAACAAAGACAUCAGUGCCAUCGAAGAGGCCAUGAGCGCCAGCCUCCAGCAACACAAGUUCCAGUACAUCUUUGAAGGCCUGGGCCACCUGAUCUCCUGCAUCCUCGUCAACAGUGCCCAGUACUUCAGGCGCAUCAGUGAGUCCGGCAUCAAGAAAAUGUGCAGAAACAUUUUUGUGCUUCAGCAGAAUCUGACCAACAUCACCAUGUCCCGGGAGGCCGACCUGGACUUCGCAAGGCAGUACUACGAGAUGCUGUACAACACGGCCGACGAGCUCCUCAACCUGGUGGUGGACCAGGGCGUCAAGUACACGGAGCUGGAGUACAUCCACGCGCUGACCCUGCUGCAUCGCAGCCAGACGGGCGUCGGCGACCAGACCACCCAGAACACGCGGCUACAGCGGCUCAAGGAGAUCAUCUGUGAGCAGGCCGCCAUCAAGCAGGCCACCAAGGACAAGAAGAUAACGACCGUGUAG
This is a messenger RNA of Elephantulus edwardii (Cape elephant shrew), 2928 nucleotides long. RefSeq names its product exocyst complex component 4 (gene EXOC4). The record is from RefSeq and is a predicted model, not a curated record. Bases 1 to 2928 code for a protein of 975 amino acids. The transcript has 18 exons. Lineage: Eukaryota; Metazoa; Chordata; Mammalia; Macroscelidea; Macroscelididae. Gene Ontology annotation, biological process: exocytosis; chemical synaptic transmission; Golgi to plasma membrane transport. Gene Ontology annotation, cellular component: exocyst; growth cone membrane; synapse.